AUGGCCAUUGACGAUCUAAUAACAGAUCCCUCCCUGCAGCCGUUGCUGCAAACAUCCCACGCGACUCUAGCGCAGACACUUUCCGUCUUGACCUGGUUAGAGGAACACGCGGCGACCUCAACCCCUACACUUGAGCAAAAGCUUGAGCUGGCGCAACAACACAAGAUCCUGAACGCGUACCUGGCCAAGCUACGAGGUCAGCAUCGACAGGCUGCCUUCGGUGUUCGGGCGACCAAGCAGGAGACGGCAGAGGCCAGACAGGAAGUGGACCGACUACUGUUGCAGCUCCAGAAUCUGUACUAUGAACAAAGACAUCUGCUCGGCGAGAUUGGCACUUGCGAGGCGUACGACCAUCUCUACAUGCACCUCCCGCUCCAUCCCUUGGACGAAUACAUCGCAAUGUUCCCCGACCAGGCAGACCUCCCGGAACAGGAGUUGAUGCCGUUGAGGAUCGAAUAUGAAAAGCAGGAGCGGGAGAAGAUGGAGCAGAAGAGGUUGGAGCUAGUCAAGAUCAAGGAUUCCCUGGCCAAGGAAAAUACCAGGAAGAAAGAUGAGCUGAAGAAGAUGGACGAGAAACUGGAGGCCAUGAUCGAUGGUCUCAAACCCCUGGAAGAAGCGCUGCAGAAAGAACUGUAA
Molecule: messenger RNA, 636 nt
Organism: Fonsecaea nubica
Lineage: Eukaryota; Fungi; Ascomycota; Eurotiomycetes; Chaetothyriales; Herpotrichiellaceae
Exons: 1
Coding region: 1-636 (211 amino acids)
Biological process (GO): positive regulation of DNA-templated transcription, elongation; mRNA export from nucleus
Cellular component (GO): THO complex part of transcription export complex
Molecular function (GO): mRNA binding
Source: RefSeq, a predicted model, not a curated record